AUGGCGAAUCCAUGUUUUGGAACAGAGUUAAAGCUUUCUAUAUCGAUUACUCUGGCUCCAUUAUACGGCGUGGCACCGCUACCCACCAUCCUUGAAAACGUAGUGUUUCUGUUGCUCAUCUACAAAGCUCGCACCGUCAGAACUUUUUCUAACCUUCCACUGAACUCGUUAGCAAUGGCGGAUCUUUUAGUGGGGUUAAUCAUAGAUCCGUUGUGGAUUGCAAGGUGCGUAUUACCACGGCGUCCGUAUCAUAAUCCGUUUAAAAUCGCCAUCGACUUGUUAUGGAUUCAAACGAGUGUAACCACCACGUUUAACUUGUGCAUUGUGAGCUUGGACAGAUACAUUGCAGUACAGUCGGCCCUUCUGUACAAUCAGAUCGUCACAACAAGAAGAUGUUGCAUGGCGGUAGCAUUUGUAUGGCUCGCAUCUCUAGCGUUUGAAUUUUCAUGGUUCUUUGUUACAGACCCUGAAAAUUUAGUGGCACUAUGGAUGUGUGUGACGGUAGUGGUUAUUCUGAUCCCGAUGGUUUUGAUUAUUUUUUGCUACUACCGGAUUUUGGUGGUUGCCAAAGAACAUAUUGUAAUAAUUGAAAAUCACAAUGUCCAACGCCGGAGGCGUAGAGCUCGUCAUCGAGGGAGUUCGAAACCGAAAAACAACCAAGACGGUAAGCUUUAUGGUGGCGUUGUUCAUCAUUUCGUGGUUACCAAGUCGGGUCACGUCUUUCAUCCAUUUGAAAACGAGUGA
This is a messenger RNA of Stylophora pistillata, 744 nucleotides long. RefSeq names its product 5-hydroxytryptamine receptor 1D-like. The record is from RefSeq and is a predicted model, not a curated record. Lineage: Eukaryota; Metazoa; Cnidaria; Anthozoa; Scleractinia; Pocilloporidae.